AUGACUUCACAUCUUCUGUCACUUCUCCUCACGGCUACCAGCCUAGGGAUAAUCCUUCUACUUUCUCGCCUUCUGUGGAGCUAUCUCACCUCUCCAAUCAGGGAUAUCCCUGGCCCUUUCUUGGCCAAGCUCACGGAUCUCUGGCGACUAUACAGCCACUGGGCUGGUACGCACAUCGAGACCCAACGGAAGCUGCAUGAGAAAUAUGGCAGCGCGGUGCGGAUUGGACCCAAUUGUGUCAGUAUAAGUGAUCCGAGCUUGAUCACGACGAUAUAUGAUACCAGAGGUGAUUUCGUCAAGAGCGACCUUUACCGCGUCACGGACGCCGUGCAGGACGGGCAAACGGUUGAGUCUGUCUUCAGCACACGGAGCAAUGACUUUCACUCAAAGUACAUCAAACCAAUCCACAAGUUCUAUGUCAUGAAUAGCAUCCUCAAAAUAGAGCAUUUUGUAGACCGCACGCUCGAGUCACUUUGCGAACACAUCGAAGAACGCUUCAUUGAACGUCUAAAUACUGGGAAAUUAUUUGAUAUUGCGGAUUGGAUACACCUCUAUACGUGGGACGUUAUGAGCGAGCUUACCUUUAGCAAAAAAAUGGGAUUCCUCGAGACUGGUGGCGACGUUGAAGACGCGAUUGCUACCAACAAGUUCUUAAUGAGAUACUUCGCACUGGUCGGCCAAGUACCUACUCUAGACAAAUGGCUAGCCAAAAACCCAAUCCUCCCCUUCAAGCUCCCCACCUUCUCCGGCGCAGCCAGCCUCUGCGCCCAGCGAAUGUUCGAGCGCGUUCAGAAUCCCGCCCUGGCAACGCAUGACGACUUCCUCAACCGCUUCCUCCAAGCCAAAGUCGACUACCCUGACUUCGUCGGGGACAACGACGUAGUGGCCUAUCUAAUGCUUCACCUCCUCGGUGGCGCUGAUACAACAGCUAUCAUCCUAAACGCCCUCAUCUACCACCUCCUCCGCAACCCCGCCGCCCACUCCCGCCUCGUCUCAGAACUCACUACCGCGCGCCUCCCCUACCCCGCCCCCUACGCGGCCGCCUCCCGGCUCCCCUACCUCACCGCCGUCAUCAGCGAAGCAAUCCGCAUACAUCCAUCCAUCGGGAACAUCCUCGAGCGUGUCGUCCCGCCCGCCGGGCUAGAGCUCCGUGACGGGCGCAAGAUCGCGCCGGGUACGCUUGUGGGAGUCAACGCAUGGACGGUUGCCAGAUCGAAGGAGGUAUAUGGGAAGGACGUCGAUACCUUCCGGCCCGAGCGAUGGCUGCAGGCCGAAGAAGAGGGUGUGGAGUCUUAUGACUCGAGGGUGAAAGGGAUGCGGCAGGCGGAGCUUGCGUUUGGCGCGGGUCGGCGGGCAUGCAUGGGGAAGCCCUUUGCGAUGGUGGAGCUGUAUAAGGUUGUGGCCACGCUGUUUGGACGGUUUGAGAUUGAGCUUGAGGGCCCCAAGACGGAGUGGAGGGUUUUGAAGCUGUUUUUUGUGUUUCCGAGUGGGAUUAUGGUGAGGAUGCGGAGGGCUGCGAACGGGACGUGA
Molecule: messenger RNA, 1530 nt
Organism: Mytilinidion resinicola
Lineage: Eukaryota; Fungi; Ascomycota; Dothideomycetes; Mytilinidiales; Mytilinidiaceae
Product: cytochrome P450
Exons: 6
Coding region: 1-1530 (509 amino acids)
Molecular function (GO): iron ion binding; heme binding; monooxygenase activity
Source: RefSeq, a predicted model, not a curated record